UUAGAUCAUUUCUCUCUAAGUCUCUUCUCUUUCUUUGUACGAAGUACGAACAAAUAUACAUACUGGGAGGAGGUUGCUGUUGAAUCGUUGAUGGAUCUCUCACUCUCUUCGUCGUCUUUAAUUCCAAUCUCAACCCCCUUCAAAUCCCGCACUUUCACGCACUACCCAAAUCCCCCCAGCUUCAAUUCCAAAUCCAGAAACUUUCAAAGCAAGCCGCUGAUUUCGCACCAAAACCGUCCAUUCAGAGCUCAAUCCUCCAACGGAACCACCCCCAAUGACGGUUUUGUCCUCGAAGACGUCCCUCACUUGACCGAUUUCCUCCCCGCCUUGCCGUCGUAUCCGAAUCCACUGCAAAGCAGCAAAGCCUACGCGAUUGUCAGGGAAACUUUUGUGAGACCUGAAGAUGUGGUUGCGCAGAAAAUUGUUGUUCAAAGAGAUAGUCCGAGAGGAAUACAUUUUCGGCGUGCAGGGCCUCAAGAAAAGGUUUAUUUCAAGUCGGAUGAAGCGCGUGCCUGCAUAGUGACAUGUGGGGGUUUAUGCCCAGGGAUCAAUACGGUGAUUCGAGAGAUUGUAUGCGGGUUGAACAGCAUGUAUGGCGUCGAGGACAUACUUGGAAUCCAGGGAGGAUAUCGAGGCUUUUAUUCUAAGAAUACCAUCAAAUUGACACCUAAAGUUGUCAAUGAUAUUCAUAAACGUGGUGGCACCUUUCUUCGCACUUCACGAGGAGGUCAUGAUACCAGUAAGAUAGUUGAUAACAUUCAGGACCGGGGAAUAAAUCAGGUGUACAUUAUUGGAGGAGAUGGUACCCAAAAAGGAGCAGCUCUGAUUUCCAAGGAAGUUGAGAAGCGUGGUCUUCAAGUGUCAGUUGCUGGGAUUCCCAAGACAAUUGAUAAUGAUAUUGCUGUCAUAGACAAAUCUUUUGGUUUUGAUACUGCUGUUGAAGAAGCUCAAAGGGCUAUUAAUGCUGCACAUGUGGAGGUUGAAAGUGUGGAAAACGGAGUUGGAAUUGUUAAACUCAUGGGCAGAUACAGUGGUUUCAUUGCCAUGUAUGCAACUUUAGCAAGUCGAGACGUGGAUUGUUGCUUGAUUCCAGAGUCUCCAUUCUAUUUGGAAGGCCGCGGUGGGCUUUUUGAAUUUGUUGAAGAGAGACUUAAAGAAAAUGGACAUAUGGUUAUUGUGUUAGCAGAAGGAGCAGGGCAGGAUUAUGUUUCUCAGGACUCGCAUCCGGUUGAUGAGAAAGAUGCAUCGGGAAACAGGCUCCUACUAGAUGUUGGUCUAUGGUUAUCUCAUAAGAUCAAGGAACAUUUUACAGAUGUUAAGAAGAUGGCGAUAAAUAUGAAGUAUAUAGAUCCAACAUACAUGAUUCGAGCUAUUCCAAGCAAUGCAUCAGACAAUGUCUACUGUACCCUUCUUGCUCAUAGUGCUGUUCAUGGGGCCAUGGCUGGAUACACUGGUUUCACCGUUGGACCUGUGAACAGCAGACAUGCAUAUAUUCCAAUUUCUCAUGUGACUGAGACACAAAACACAGUGAAGCUGACAGAUAGAAUGUGGGCUAGACUUCUGGCUUCAACAAAUCAACCUAGUUUCUUGAACCGUGAUGAGGUGAUCCCAGAAAAAGUUGAUCAAGAACUAUCGAAGGCAUGAAGAUUACAUCAAUCUAGAUAUUACGGAUGGCACCAUUUCUUGGUUCUUACAUUUGUGGUCAGAGCUCCUGAUCUUGCAAUUCUGAAAGGUUCUCUGGUUGCUCUCCUUACAUGGAAUAUCUUUUGAGUACACAAGGUGGCUCAAAGUCAAGGUAUGAGAUAUUAUGACUUGGCUGCUGUCAUCUUAAGUUUGAGUAUUCCAAGAUAAUUUGAUUAUAAAUGAUUUUAUUGGAAGAUUUCUUAGAUUCAAAGGAUAUCUCAAUGUAUUCUCCAACAAUGGCUCAUCUCAAUUAUUUUGAAAUCUAAUAUAAAAUCUCUAUUAAAUCUUA
Molecule: messenger RNA, 1972 nt
Organism: Corylus avellana
Lineage: Eukaryota; Viridiplantae; Streptophyta; Magnoliopsida; Fagales; Betulaceae
Gene: PFK4
Product: phosphofructokinase 4
Biological process (GO): glycolytic process; fructose 6-phosphate metabolic process
Molecular function (GO): 6-phosphofructokinase activity; ATP binding
Source: RefSeq, a predicted model, not a curated record